Molecule: messenger RNA, 4440 nt
Organism: Toxotes jaculatrix (banded archerfish)
Lineage: Eukaryota; Metazoa; Chordata; Actinopteri; Toxotidae
Gene: tnxba
Product: tenascin XBa
Exons: 15
Coding region: 220-4119 (1299 amino acids)
Molecular function (GO): protein binding
Source: RefSeq, a predicted model, not a curated record
UAUCCACCAAGUCUAUGUGAGCUUUUCCAAUCAGAUGGAGGGAGCAGCACAAAGACAGAGAUAAAGCAAAGAAGAAAAUCAUUGCUCUGGAGAGACCUGGCAAAUUCCCCUUUACAACUGGUCACAGAAAUAUAGAGGAAGGACUUCAUCAUUUUACAGUAACAUACAUAGAGAUCCUCCAAAGGCAAUACCAUCGCUGGCUUCUGCUGCUGGCUCAAAAUGCUGUUUACUCUAGGACUUCUCCUCCUUCUCACCCCAUUUCCCUCCUUUCAAACCACGACCAAUGAGAAGAGAGACUCCACGGGAAGCAACGUGACCAAGCCCAAUGCCGUUUUCACCCUUUCAAAACCAAAAACCACUCCUGCGCUCGCCAAACAGACCGUUCGCCCCACCCUAAAACCAAACACAGUCAAUCAGACAGUUUUACCCACUCCAGCCACCAACCAAAAACCUUCAACAGUCAACGCUACAGUGGCCACCAAAAGCAAGGCCAGCCCAGCAGUAAUUCAAACCACUCCGUCAGCAGCAGUAAAGGCUGCUACAGCCAGUGGCACCAUCACCAACAAAGACAAGCACACAGUCUCAGUCAAUCAGACAGUUUUAGCUAAAUCUCCUUCAGGCAGAGAUGUGAGGACUAGCAAAGACAAGCCUGCCCCCUCCGGAGCUCCAAAGGUUCAGUCAGCACCCACAAAGUCUGCUUCAGCCAGCGGUGCUAAAACCACCAAAGACAAACUCCAGCCUUCAGUCAAUCAGACUGUUUCAGUGAAAUCUCCUUCAACCGGUGAUGGGAGGCUUGCCAAAGACAAGCCCUCCCCCACCGUAGUUCAAAAUGUUCUGUCAACAUCCACAAAGUCUUCUCCUGCCAGCAGUGCUAAAACCACCAAAAACAAGCCCACAGCCUCCGUCAAUCAGACUGUUGUAGCUAAAUCUCCCUCCACCAGUGAUGUGAAAAACCCCAAAGACAAGCCUGCCUCCAAUGCUGUUCAAACUGCUCGGUCAGCUCCAGCAAAGACGGCCACAUCUAGUGGUUCUGCAGCCGACAAAGAUAAGGUCACAGCGUCUGCCAAUCGGACCUCUGUUAUCAAGGCUCCCACCACCACCACCACCAAAGAAAAGCCUGCCCCUUCACAACCAAUCAAGGUGGUGAUAAGUGAUGGCUGUGAAUCAAGCAAAGCCAAGGAGCAGGAACUGAAGCUGAAGCCUGGCGCUCCUCUGGUGAUGACGCAUAAGAUCAGCUUGUUGCCUGGUGACUGCACCGGGGGAUGUGAGGCUGAGAUGACUGCACUGAAAGGACGAGUGGCCCGACUGGAAAGAGAAAUGUCCCUCCUAAAAGAGAAAUGUCCAUGUUCUGCAAAUUGUCCAGAUGACUGUAGCGGCAAUGGGGAAUGUGAGAAGGGGAAAUGUGUCUGUCAUCAGGGAUUCACAGGUCCAGACUGCAGUAAGUGUGUCCAAGGAACCGAGUGUAAUAAAAACGCUGCCAAAGGCAAGGCCAAGGAAACAGUGGAGGUGGUGACUCUGCAGAAAAAGGACCAGAAGAAGGAGACUGAAUCCAAAGAGUAUGACAGCAAACCCAGAGAGGCCACUAAUGCUAAACCAAGUCUUGUUAAAACACAAGCAAAACAAGAAGUUUCUGUUAAGAAAAUAACUAUGAAAGGUUCCUCAGGUGCCACAAAGACCAGUCGCCCAACUAUUGGUCAAGUUCUCUUGAAACAUGAGGGCAGAAAGCAAGAAGAGGCCCGUAAAGGCAAAGCAACAGUCCUGGUCUCUAAAAAGAUUCUCCAAAAAACUGAUGUCAAGCUUGAUAAGAAAGGAACUGUCAGUAAAACAUAUCCUAAAUCUGACCAACUGAAAGACGAACCGCAUACCAAUGUAACCCAGGGUAAUGUGAAGAAAUCUAAUGCUACGACUAAAAUUGUGACCAUUCUGUCCAAAGGUAUGGGAACAAACAAAACUCGAACAGGAAAGGAGGCCCUGGAGCAGUCCACGUUGGCUGAGAAGAACGUUACUCAGUCAUCUGGACAUAAACGCAUUAAGAUCGUCAAAGUAGAUACCGUAAAUGUGCAAUCUGCUGACAACAGAAACACUGAAGCUGCAAAGGGAAAAGUUACACAGAGGAGUCAAUAUAUAGUGAAUGCAACCAUUGCAGCAACGUCAGACGAGGCUCGAGUUCUGCAGAACAAAACAAGGAUCCAUGGCUCUGGGAUAAGCAGGGGGAUGGGUGGAUUAGGUUCUGUGAAGGUUGUGAACAUCUCCUCCUAUAGCUUCAUCGUCACAUGGUCAGCACCACAAGGGAUGUUCAAGAAUUUCACUGUGAUCAGAAGAGAGCCACGGACAGAGGGCGAUGAAGAUGACCAUGAGGAGUUUGAAGAGGAAGCUCUUGAUGGAGACAAGACAUUCACAGCUAAGAAUCCAGCUGAGGUCCAGGUACAGACUGAGGUCCAGGUACAGUCUGAGAGCACCAACGCAACUGUCUCCUCUGGGAAAACUGUUGGAUCAAGAGGUAAAGCUGAAACCAAGAGGAUUUCCUUGGUGGUCCCUGGCAGCGUACGCUCCGUGGAAUUCAGUAACCUUCGAGCAAACACGCGCUACGUCCUGCACAUAUAUGGUACUGGUGCUGAGCGAAGAUCAAAGAUUCACAGAGUGACUGCAGUUACAGGCCCUGAGCCAGCCACAGAGAUGGUUUUCAGCAAUGUAACAGAGUCUUCUCUUGCUGUGUCCUGGUCCAAACCAAAGACCACAUUCACAGGCUUCAGGGUCACAUAUACCAACAUUGUUACAGGGGAGAGUCGCUUUUUGGUUGUGGACUCUCAGCAGUCCUCCGUGGCUCUGUCCAAGUUGUCUGCUGGAGCCUCCUACAUUAUCUCUGUAACUACUACACAAGGCAGAACCCAGAGUGACGCCCUUAUGUCCAUUAUCACGACAGUGCCCGCCCCUCCAACACAUCUUCAAGUUGUCAAUGUGACGGAUACCAGAGCUGUGCUACAAUGGACACCCAGUCUGGGGAAAGUAGACCGAUUCAUCAUCACCUAUGAGUCCUCCAAGACUCCUAAUGUGACAGUGACAGUGAUGCUGUCUGGAAACUCAGUGGAGCACCAGCUGAGAGGCCUGCAGAGAGGCACCUUGUACACAAUCAAAGUCCUGAGCCAGAAGGACAGUCUCCAGAGUAUGGCCAUCUCAACUACGUUUACUACUGCUAAUGUGGUGAAAGCCAACGAGGUGGGUGCUCGCUCUGCAGUGAUAACGUGGAAAACGUCCACCGUUGUUUAUCACAGCUACAGAGUGAUUUAUCAGGUGGCAGGAGAAGAGACAAAGGAGGUGAUCCUGGACCCAACCGUCACAGAGUAUAAGCUGACAGGGCUGAUACCCAUGUCACGGUAUAUAGUUCUGGUACAAGGCGAGAGAGACAGACACUACACAUCUGUUGUCACCACAGAAUUCAUCACAGGUAAACUACGAUUCCCUUACCCUACUGAGUGCUCUCAGGAGCUGUUGAAUGGAGCUCUGCAGUCAGGAGAGGUGGACAUCUACCCGCAAGGAAAAGAGGGACCAGCGGUCAGAGUCUACUGUGACAUGGAGACUGAUGGAGGUGGCUGGACGGUGUUCCAGAGGAGGAUGAAUGGAAAGACAGAUUUCUACAGAACCUGGAGUGAAUACAGCGCUGGCUUUGGGAACCUGAGUGAAGAGUUCUGGCUCGGAAAUGAACUUCUUCACAAUCUGACCAGCGCCGGCCCUGUGAGUCUGAGAGUGGAUAUGAGAUCUGGAAAUGACACAGCAUAUGCUCACUAUGCCAACUUCUCCAUCGAUUCAGAGGAGAGGCACUUUACUCUUACUGUGUCUGGAUACACAGGAACUGCAGGUGACUCCAUGAGGUACCAUAAUGGCCGUCCAUUCUCAGCCCGGGACAAGGACCCUGAUAGUCUGGGGAUCCACUGUGCCAGGGCCUACAUGGGAGGCUGGUGGUACAAGAACUGCUACAAGACCAACCUCAAUGGUCUUUAUGGCAUGAACAGUAAUAAUCAGGGAGUUGUCUGGAUAGACUGGAAAGGUAAAGACUCCUCCAUUCCCUUCACUGAGAUGAAGUUUAGACCAUCCAGAUUCUCCCCUGCAACUCAUGGCUAAGGAUAAAUCCAUAGGAGGGUGGAUCUCACAGUUGCUGCAUCACUUUUCAACUGAAAUUUGCAUGUGCAGUGGUUUUGAUAGCUGUAAUGACAUUUGAUUCAAUGUGUAAGAUUUUUUUCUGAGCUGUCUUUUUUUUUUGAGGAAGUAUAUCAAAAGAGUGGAGAAAGGUUUUUAAUUGCAACUUUUUGUAUAACUGUUCUACUGUUCUGCCUGACCCGUCCAUUUCAACACAGUUUUAACUCGAAUACCUUCUUGUGCACCGCGAUGCCAUGGUAUGCCACCCCACUACUACUGUAAUUAAAUAUGCACUGUCUCACUCCA